AAUAGAGCAUGCGCAUUAAUUGUUUGGAGUUCAUUCAUCGUCCUUUUGCCAUCGAGCGGAUAGUGAUCAACAGACGCAACUGAACUAAAAAGAUAUUCCAGUAUGAGCUACGAGGAAAAUGAAGAUAGCAGAGAAUGCGAGGCUAUGCGAAAGAUGUUUGUAGGUGGUUUAAAUAGAGAGACUACAGAGGAUGAUUUCUUCAAUUAUUUUUCUUCUUUUGGAAAUAUGUUGGACAAAGUUAUCAUACAGGAUCCACAUACAAAAACGUCCCGAGGUUUUGGUUUUAUAACUUAUGAUCAAUCUGAUUGUGUUGAAGCAGUAUUUCAGGCACGACCUCAUGUGCUUGAUGGAAAGACAUUAGAUGUUAAGCGAGCAAUGCCAAGAGAAUAUAAUACUGCAACUGCUCAUUCAAAGGUUACAAAACUAUUUAUCGGUGGCAUUGGUCCAGACCUUACUCCAGAAGAACUGCAACAAUAUAUUGAAAAUCGCCAUCCAACAUCUAUCGGUACUGUCAAUUCAAUUGACUUUUUAAAGGACAGAGAAACAAAUAAAAACAAAGGAUUUGGUUUUUUGGAAUGCUCCAGCACAGAUUUUGCGGAUCGAUUGACUAUUAGUGAAAAUUCGUUCACACUGAAGGAUAGGCAAAUGUCUUUAAAGAAGGCAGAGCCUAAAAAUCCUGAAGGUGGCAAUGGUGGUCGAGGAGGUCGUGGAGGUGGUGGUUUUAGAGGAGGCCGUGGUGGUGGUGGUGGCUUUCGAGGAGGUCGUGGAGGUGGUAGUAGUGGUGGGUUUAGAGGAGGUCGUGGCGGUGGUGGUGGUGGUAGAGGAAGGGGUGGCUAUAGAGGCGGUUACAAUAAUGAUCAAGGCAAUUAUGGAGGAGGAGUUGGUGGAUGGAAUAACCAACAGCAAGGCAAUGGUUACAAUAAUUAUGACUCAAGUUAUGCACAACAGGGAAAUCCUGCAGGAGGUCAAAAUUUUAAUAACUACAAUACUAACCCUGCAGCAGGCGGUGGUGGGUUCGGUGGUAACCAGGCUAGCACAUACAAUCAGGCACCAAACUAUGCCCAAAACAGCUAUGGUCAGCCCAACUACAAUCAAGGUGCUGGUUACAAUCAAUAUGGAGGUCAGAGUACUUAUGAUGGGACCCAAAAUUCUAAUCGAGGAAAUUGGGGUGGAACCAGUAACAACAGAUACCAACCAUAUUAAAAUGGUACGUAUCACAGGUUUGUUAGGUUCUAAGUCAACAUCAGACUAAGGACUAAGUCGACAAAAUAAGCACGAUGUACAUAGGAGGAUGUAAAUAUAAACGACCACCCACGAAAGUUUAUCGAGAGUAGAUGAGAUAAGACAUAGGAAGAACUCUGUGUAAAGCACUGACAAAGAUAGGUUGCUUAGGUCCAGUGAUUAAAAAUUAAGAAAGUUUUAACUGUGUGUUUUUAUAUUCCUUUUAAGUAAAUAAAUAGAGUCUUUAAAUUGUUAAUAUUUUGUGUCGUUCCAUGGACUCUACUAAGUAUUUUAGUAGUCGUUUAAAACUGCAUGUGUGUAACGCACGAAUAUAAGGCUUUAAGCAGUGCCUAUUACAACGAUGUAAAAUCGAUUAAGACUAAGGAAAUUGCAACAUUUCUGGCUGACAAGGCUAAUUGAACAAAGAAAGUCGCCAAUUUUUUAUGUGAUUUAUCUUCUGAACUAAAACAAACUAUGAAUUUUCGAUGUAAGAUUACCUUAUUCGUAUUCCUAAGUACUAAAAUUUUCGUUAGUGUGUGCUAAACGUCUACGCCAAAAUUGCGUGUUUUUUUAUAAGCAGGUGAAAAUGGAAUAGGCUACAUGUGCUUAUUGCAGAAAUAAAUUAAAAACUUAUCUCAUACGUUGCCUUAUGCGAUAAGAUAACAUGGUCCUGUUUUUACUAUUGAAAUUCAAUUCCCGAGCCGCAAUAUACUUAUAAGCGUUUAUGCUUACAAAAACAUGUAAUUCGCGCAAAAAAUACUUAGCUAAGAAACAAAAACCUAUGCGAUAAGAAUUUCAUGCCUCAACAUUUUGAUUGAAACACUACAAUUUACAAUAUUUCCUGUGUUCUUAUGGAUAUUCAGCGAAAAUUAAUUGGCUUGAUUUUUCUUAUCGCAAAAAUUAGUGCGCGUAAGGUAUGUGGCGUUAAAUUAUUUUCCACGGUCAGAUGUUUAAACUUUUUUCUAAUAUCUAUAGUAAUUUUGCCAGAAGAAUCAUCGCUGUCUGAAUCAGGGUAGCUUACAAGAUUUUUGGCACUAUAAUAUAAGGAGGUUGCUAUUACUAUUGUUAUUUCAUCCUCUUUGUCGCUGCUGUCCACGUUAGCUUUUAGAGUCGUGCUUGAAUAAAGUUUUUCAUUUUCUCAAAAGUUACUAAAGUGACAUGUUACGUUCAGAAAGAAAAUAUUGCUGUGUAUGGUCUUCCUUGUUCCUCUUCUUUAAUACCGUAUUUCAUUCGGCGUUUUUUACAAAGUUUGAUAAAAAAGGGAAUUAGAGCACACCUGGAGAUGCAGACAGUAAGGAUCGACAAGAGCUUCUUGUUGUACCCAUUCCAAAAUCCUGUACGAGGAAUUGAUAAAAAAAGAAAAAUAUUCACAUUUAGAGAUAAGUGGAAGCAUUUUUGUGUUUUAAUAAGCACCGCCUUUUCAUGAUGCGCUUAACAGAGGGCGGCGCUUAUUUCGUACUAAGUAUAGAUUAUUGGAGGUUAGCGCGAAAUAUAGGAAAUACGGUAAUAAAAGUUAAUAUAGAAAUUUAAUUGAUUUGACUUAUGGGAACAAAAUUACAUUUAAAUGUAACAUAGGCCGGUAGUAAAGUUUUUAGCAGAUUUUUUUUGUCGGCUGAAAUUAGUUCCGGUAUCAACAUGGUUCUGAUGAAAUGAAUUCCCAGAACUAAAAGUCAUUACUUCCGAAAGGGUACGAGCAACAAUGAAACGCCUAUGGUGUGGUAAUGUGACGAUGUAAACAGCAGCAAAGUGUCUGCAGAAAACUUCCGAAAGAGCUGUUCUUGACACAAAUUAAGACAUCGUUUUAAUUGUAAAUUUUAUUGUACAUGAGAUAUUUUAUUUAAAAAAUUGUAUGUUGCGUACGGAAAGAAUUUUCAUUGUCGCAAA
Hydractinia symbiolongicarpus is the source of this 3105-nucleotide messenger RNA. Its product is annotated as heterogeneous nuclear ribonucleoprotein 87F-like. Lineage: Eukaryota; Metazoa; Cnidaria; Hydrozoa; Anthoathecata; Hydractiniidae. Gene Ontology annotation, molecular function: RNA binding. The record is from RefSeq and is a predicted model, not a curated record. Bases 103 to 1203 code for a protein of 366 amino acids. The transcript has 5 exons.